UUGGGAUACGGAGGACUGACUUUCUGCACUCAAAACAGAAAUCACGAUACAAGUAGCUGUAUGCUGGCGUUCAGUUUGAUUCUCAUGUGGACUUUUUCCCCACUGAACUGAACUUUAGUUCUCUUGUUUCUUCCCUACCAUGCGUGUUUUUCAGAUGGAAUACUGACCUGAUAACCGUAAAUCGCCUGCACGUGAAACCGAAGUGAUGUGACAGAAUAGUACGGUCUGUUGCUGGUCAGAAAUGUCCAAAAGGGUCUGUCCCUGGAUAGACGGUACCCCUCAGAGGAAGACGUGUGUGAGAGAGGGGGCAGUUGGCGGUGAAGCUGAAAAGAAAGCAGUAUAUGAACACACCAGAGCUCUACUCUUCUCUGGCUCUCGUUCGGCGCCACUCUCUCCAGGCCCCUCUGCUGCCCCAUCUCAGCGGGGUGCAGCGAAGGGGGGGCAGAUGCGAAUAGGACCCAGGGGGGAAUUACUGAGAAGCCCACACAAAUCCGGGAACACGCCCUCCUCCGUCUGUCCGAUGUGCGAGUGCCCUUUGCUCAGUGGUGCCCCUUGUGGAAGAUGUGAGAAGGCGGUCUGUGUGCAGUGCCAGCGUCAGUGCUCUCUCUGCCUGCGGACACACUGUUUCGCCUGCUGCUUGCCCAAUUAUGAUGAGCGCUUCGAGAGGAUGGUUUGCAUCGACUGCCAGGCACUGUAACCGCAACUCGCCAUAGUCGCACUUCAGAGAACCCCCAUCUCACCCAUAUUGUGUCUUGGGACAACUGUACUGUGCAUUCUGAAUGAAUUAUCGUGUUUCAUCUGAAAAUGAAGAGUUUUUGUCUGCAGAAUAAAAUGAAUUUUAUUUUGUAUGUUUA
Messenger RNA from Conger conger (European conger), 854 nucleotides. Its product is annotated as apoptosis regulatory protein Siva-like. Gene Ontology annotation, biological process: extrinsic apoptotic signaling pathway. Bases 242 to 697 code for a protein of 151 amino acids. The record is from RefSeq and is a predicted model, not a curated record. Lineage: Eukaryota; Metazoa; Chordata; Actinopteri; Anguilliformes; Congridae. The transcript is spliced from 5 exons. Gene Ontology annotation, molecular function: CD27 receptor binding.